UUUUUUUUUUUGUUUUUUUGUAAUUCUUUUUCCUGAAAUCUUAUAGUAACUCUUAAAAUAACCAUAGGAGUGACUCAUACGUUUAAUUACUGUAAUUUAACUAAUACAAAAAAUAACUUACUACUACUGGAAACAUAAUAACCUGAACAUGAAUAACCACCAUUUUAUCUGGUCCUUGUUUUCUUCCAGUUUCAGUUUUGUUUAUGUGAUUGCUGCAUUGCCCAGAGACUUGUGCCCCAUACUUGGCGUGCCACGUCUUGCAACUUUUCUGAUAUGAUUUACCACUCCUGCACUUAUUAACGUUUUAUGAGGAUACAUUUUUCCAUGGUGACAGCAUUUCAGACUAUCCAUUUAAAUUAGCUGUUGAUAGAAGUAUUUACAACCUUCUUUAUAUUCCUGGAACAGUUUAACAGCUGAACAUUUCAGCAGCGCCCACUUUCUGGCACCGUUUAAGCUAGUUACUGCUGGGCGGUAGGCAGUUUAACACAUGAUGCGCCAAUUCAAGAAAAGAGUUCAUUGUUGCCGGGUUACGCAUCCCCCCUGACAACUACAGGCGUCGUCCAGUAAGAAGAGGCUUGCAAUUAAAAGCGAACAUUAUUUCAUAAUGCAUUCAAAUAAGCAGACUGGACAAACAUUCAGUGUUAAAUCAGUUCUUUACUGUUUUACUCUGACUGGGUACGUCAUUUAUUCCUCGUGCGAGUGAAUAACUAUAUUGUCUCUAUUUAAUAUAAUCUAUUUUUGACAAUAAAAUAUAGGUGACUAUAUUUAAUAUACACUGGCUAGUGCUAAUUCACAGGAAUUGGUUUGGCUGUGUGUGUAUAUUUGAUGAAAUUUUAGGCAUUUGAUUAGUCAUACCUCUAUAUAAAUCGUGAACAUAACAUUUGGUAAUUCUUUUCAAACUUUACGUAUUGUCCUGUAAACAAAAAUAACGCGUCGAUCGCAAGAUAUUAGGCCUUGUUAUGCAUUUUUGAGAUUAUCACCUCAGUUUUAUUUCCGAUUAUGUUAGUGUUUUAUCUGAAACGCGCAAACUUCUAAAAAUAAAUAAUUGAUAAGGGACCUUGAAGGCGCUCGAAGUAGAGGAGCCGGGACUUCCCUCUUCAAUCAGGCUGACAGCGCAGCCAUCUGCCAGUGCGUACGUGUGCUUUCGCACAGCUCUCGCGCUCCGCCUGCAAACCGCAGGCCGGGUCUACGUGUGGAGACAGCGAUGCAGUUAGAAACUGGCUGGGCGGAUUCAAAGAGUCACGUGUUCGGCUGGAACUAGUAGGCUACAUGCGCUUUGUUUUGUGUAUGACAACAGCAGCGGCAGGAGGAUCUACAAGGUGCCGAGCUGCCCCAGACAUUUAUUUUAAAUCAUCAAGGGUCAUUUUGCUGAGAUCUCGACAUGUUUUUGCUCGACUCCGAUUCACAGCUGGACUGUUUGAGUAACCUGCUCGAGGCCGGAUGUGCUGUCAAUUCCACCGGUGAUCCGUCGGGACAGUCCCCUGCACAUUUGGCCGCGUGCGGAGGGCAAGCCUUCUGCUUGCUGUGGCUUUUGCAAACAGGCGCGGAUGCAAACCUGCAGGACUCUUCUGGAGAGACGCCCAUUCAUAAAGCCGCAAGGGCAGGGAGCCUGGAAUGCAUCAGUGUCCUGAUUGCCAGUGAUGCGCAACUAGAAAUUUGUAACCACGACGGCAAGACAGCGGAAGACCUGGCCUGGACGUACGGGUACCUGGAGUGCGGCAAAUAUCUCAGCACUCUGAGGAUGAACAGGAGCCUGAAACACACCGCACCAGCGGAACGCGUUUCCAUGGAGAUGGCCAGUGGAGGCGGCACAGCCGUGGGACAGAAGCGGACCUGCGAUUUCGGCGUGGUCCCAGACAGGAAGCGGGUGUGUGACUGGUGAUGGCCGACUGGAGGAACAGUGCCAAGUACACACAUCCCGCAGCGGUAGCGCCUGAGACUGCUUAAGAGGUUUCACAAGAGGCAGUCUGCGCUGACUGGUGGAUUUUAAUCCCACUUCCUGUCAAAGUUCACAUCAGCAGAAUUUCUUCCUUGUUCUGGACUAAAACUGUCCAACAACAAGGGCUUCUGAAAAUAGAUGAUGACUCAGAGAUCAGUGGGGAAUAACUGAUCCAAGAUCAGUUUACCUGGUCCUAUACUCCCACAAUCCCCACCGCUGUUUGAGAAAAAGAAUCCACGGUCAGCACUUUGCUGGCAGACUCCCACGCCACAGGGGGAAAGUCUCAGAUUCAGUUCUCUCACUCCCCACAGGGGGGCGCACUUGCAAUAAUCUCCCUGUGGUUGGUGAAAGUUUUAAAGAUGCACAGGAGCGAGAGAAGCUCCCUUCCCCAUAGUCUCAGCCAAGAACGAGAGGAUUUAAUCUUCUCAUAAAAACCCUUGAGACUUUAAUACAGAGAAGACUAUGCUGAGAGAGUGA
Anguilla anguilla (European eel) is the source of this 2416-nucleotide messenger RNA. It is a transcript of the gene ankrd37, whose product is annotated as ankyrin repeat domain 37. Bases 1382 to 1882 code for a protein of 166 amino acids. The record is from RefSeq and is a predicted model, not a curated record. Gene Ontology annotation, molecular function: protein binding. The transcript is spliced from 4 exons. NCBI's taxonomy places the organism in Eukaryota, Metazoa, Chordata, Actinopteri, Anguilliformes, Anguillidae.